This is a messenger RNA of Capsaspora owczarzaki ATCC 30864, 864 nucleotides long. Its product is annotated as serine/threonine protein kinase. Gene Ontology annotation, biological process: negative regulation of apoptotic process; negative regulation of glycogen biosynthetic process; intracellular signal transduction. Gene Ontology annotation, cellular component: cytoplasm; cytosol; nucleus. Bases 1 to 864 code for a protein of 287 amino acids. The transcript has 2 exons. The record is from RefSeq and is a predicted model, not a curated record. Gene Ontology annotation, molecular function: protein serine/threonine kinase activity; ATP binding. Lineage: Eukaryota; Filasterea; Ministeriida; Capsasporidae.
AUGCCCGAACAGGAGGCGACUGCCGAGCAACCCGGCUUGCCACGCGUGUUUGAGCAUUACUACUCCGAGUCCGACCUGCUCGGUAAAGGCGCUUUUGGGUUUGUGAAGAAGGCCGAGCGCAAAGACAAUGGGCAAAAGGCAGCCGUCAAGUAUGUCUUCAAGGAGAAAAUUUUGCCAGACUGCUGGAUGCAGCAUCAGCAACACGGUAGCAUUCCAUUGGAAGUGGAUAUUCUGCUGCAAGUGUCGCACGGCAACAUUAUUGCAUUGCUCGACUUUUUCGUUUGCGACGAGUUCUUUUUGAUUGUCAUGGAGCGCCAUGGGCCCGGCAUUGACUUGUUCCAGUUCAUUGAGGACAACGCUGUCAUUUCUGAAAUGCUUGCGAGCCAUCUCUUCCGUCAGGUGGCGUCGGCCAUUGAGUACUUGCACGAACGCAACAUUCUCCACCGCGACGUCAAGGACGAGAAUCUCAUCAUUAACGAGCGCUACCGUGUCAAGCUCAUUGACUUUGGCUCGGCGGUCAAGCGGACUCCCGACCAGCUGUUUGAAACGUUUUGCGGCACGCUGGAGUACUGCAGCCCUGAAGUUCUCCUGGGCAAUCCGUACCCUGGUCCCGAGCUGGAGAUUUGGUCCAUGGGCGUCACCCUGUACACGCUUGUGUUUGCCGAAAACCCCUUCAUGGACGUCGAGGAGACGCUCAAUGCCCGGCUCAAUCCUUCGUUCAUGGUAUCGACGGAUUGCAUGUCUUUGAUUCGAAGCAUGCUUCACGUCGAUCCCGAGCAUCGAGCAACCAUUAAAGAUGUUGUCGCGCACCCGUGGCUUCACCAGCGCGUGGAUCCAGGCAUUCUACUCUCCUUCCCUUACUAA